AAAAGAUUAUCUAGGCUAAGAAUCAAAAUCUUCUAAAUGGGAAGUCAAAUGAAGAAGCAAUGGCUUCAUUUUGCUUGUGCUUUGGCAUUUUUCUUGAUUGCCACAUGCACUAUGGCAUAUUCACCUUAUUCUUACGAAUCAUCAGAUUCAACAUACGAUAAAGUACCAACCACAGAAGUCAAAAGUGAAGACUUCAAGGUACCCUCAGAGUCGGAAAAGGAAUAUAAGGUGUCAUUUUUGCCGAAAAAUGAUUACUACAAGAAGUCAUCAGUUUCAGAAGAAAACUACAAAAAGGUGUCAUAUGUUCCAAAAGUACCAUCAAUGGCUAAACCAGAAUAUAAAGACUCAUUUUUUCCAAAAUUUGACUACUUUAAGAAGUCAUCAGUUCAAGAAGACGACUACAAGAAGGCGUCAUAUGUUCCAGAGGUACCCUCAAAGGCUAAACCGGAAUAUAAGGAGUCGUCUUUUCCAAAAUUUGACUACUUCAAGAAGCCAUCAGUUUCAGAUGAUAGCUACAAAAAGGAGUCAUACGUUCCAAAGGUACCCUCGAUGGCUAAAUCAGAAUACAAGGAGUCAUCUUUUCCAAAAUUUGACUACUUAAAGAAGCCAUCAGUUUCAGAUGAUAGCUACAAAAAGGAGUCAUAUGUUCCAAAGGUACCCUCGAUGGCUAAACCAGAAUACAAGGAGUCAUUUUUACCAAAAUUUGACUACUUCAAGAAGCCAUCAGUUUCAGAAGAUAGCUACAAAAAGGAGUCAUAUGUUCCAAAGGUACCCUCAGUGCCUAAGAAAGAAUACAAGGUACCCGUUUUGCCUAAGAAUGACUACUUUAAGAAGUCAUCAGUUCCAGAAGAUAGCUACAAAAAGGUGUCAUAUGUUCCAAAGGUGCCCUCGGUGCCUAAAGAAGAAUACAAGGUGCCUUCUUUGCCAAAAAAUGAUUACUACAAGAAGUCAUCAGUUUCAGAAGAUAGCUACAAAAAAGUGGCAUAUGUUUCAAAGGUGCCCUCAGUGCCUAAAGAAGAAUACAAGGUGUCUUCUUUACCAAAAAAUGAUUACUAUAACAAGCUAUCAGUUCCAAAAGAUAACUACAAAACGGUGACAUAUGUUCCAAAGGUGUCCUCAAUGCCUAAAGAAGAAUACAAGGUGCCUUCUUUGUCAAAGAAUGAUUACUACAAGAAGCCAUCAAUUCCAGAAGAUAACUACAAAAAGGUGUCAUCUGUUCCAGAAGUACCCUCAGUGCCUAAACCAGAAUACAAGGUGCCGUCUUUGCCAAAAAAUGACCACUACAAGAAAACAUCAGUUCCAGAAUAUAACUACAAGAAGCUACCAUUUGUUUCAGAGGUACCCUCAGUGCCUAAAGAGGAAUACAAGAUGCCUUCUUUACCAAAGAAUAACUACAAGAAACCAUCAGUUCAAGAAGAUAACUAUAAGAAGGUGCCAACUGUUCCAGAGGUACCCUCAGUAGCUAAACCAGAAUACAAGGUGUCGUCUUUGCCAAAAAAUGACUACUACAAGAAAACAUCAGUUCCAGAAGAUAACUACAAGAAGGUGUCAUCUAUUUCAGAGGUACCCUUAGUGCCUAAACAGGAAUACAAGGUGUCUUCUUUGCUAAAGAAUGACUACUACAAGAAGCCAUCAAUUCCAGAAGAUAACUAUAUGAAGUCAUAUGUUCCAGAGGUACCCUCGGUGCCUAAACAUGAAUACAAAGUGCCUUAUUUGCCAAAGAAUGACUAUUACAAAAAGCCAUCAGUUCCAGAAGAUAACUACAAGAAGGUGCCAUCUGUUCCAGAGGUAGCCUCAGUGCCUAAACAGGAAUAUAAAGUGUCUUCUUUGCCUAAGAAUGACUACUACAAAAAGCCAUUCGUUCCAAAAGAUAACUAUAAAAAGGUGCCAUCAGUUUCAACAGAUAAUGACUACAAGGUACCCUCAGUACCUAAACAAGAAUACAAGAUGUCUUCUUUGCCAAAGAAUGACUACAAAAAAUCAUCAAUUCCAGAAGAUAACUACAAGAAGGUGCCAACUGUUUCAGAGAUACCCUUAGUGCCUAAACCAAAAUACGAGAUGCCGUCUUUCCCAAAAAUGGACUACUUCAAGAAACCAUCACCUUUUCCAUCACCACCACCUCCAUAUUACUAAAUUUUCAUCUCUCAUGUUCAAUAUGUUUCAAUGAAGUCCUUCUCCAGCCCAACAUAUAUAACCCAUAGGGUUCUCAUAUUAUGAGUUCGAAGGCAUGAUAUCAAUGCCUAUCAAAAUUUGUAAUUCUUUAUUCGUUUUCUUUUUCUUUUCUUUCCUACUUCGAGUUGCAAUUGUUUUUUCAUUUAAAUUCUAUUUUGAAUGUAUCCAGAGAUUUAUGUCAACUGAA
Molecule: messenger RNA, 2359 nt
Organism: Solanum stenotomum
Lineage: Eukaryota; Viridiplantae; Streptophyta; Magnoliopsida; Solanales; Solanaceae
Exons: 4
Coding region: 37-2133 (698 amino acids)
Source: RefSeq, a predicted model, not a curated record